Molecule: messenger RNA, 2241 nt
Organism: Fundulus heteroclitus (mummichog)
Lineage: Eukaryota; Metazoa; Chordata; Actinopteri; Cyprinodontiformes; Fundulidae
Product: interleukin-1 receptor-like 1
Exons: 12
Coding region: 214-1878 (554 amino acids)
Biological process (GO): signal transduction
Source: RefSeq, a predicted model, not a curated record
AUUACUUCUUCCACAGAGUGAUUAAAACAACAGGACCGCAUCCAGCGCUGCAUUUGCUCCUAUUGUUCCGGUUCUUCGCCGUAAUAUGCUUCUGAGUCAGGGGUUUUCGUCUGUCUAAGCUUUUUUUUUAGCGCACGAGGGGAGUUGAUAAAAGUAUCCGAGUGCGCGCAAGCAACAGAUCUCAGAAGUCCCUUUUCCUGAGCAGUUGAGCUAAUGGAUGUCUCCAGGCUUCUUAUGGUCCUCGUCGUGGUGAUAUCCACACUUGGAGGGAAAUCAGAAGCAUCAAAUUCUACAUGCAUUCAUCUUGACCAAGAUCGCUAUAAACUUAUUAAAGGUGAAGCAUUUUACUAUGUGCCCACCAUUAUGGAGGAUGUCAACCUGCCUGAUGAAAAUAUUACAUGGUACAAAAAUGGGCCUGAUUAUAAGAAUAUUACCACGGAUGAGGCCCAGAGGAUACAUUACCAUGGUGGGGCACUCCUUCUCUUAAACAUCAGUGAUGAGGAUUCUGGUUAUUAUACUGCCAGGCACAUAACCCCGUCAGAUGAAUGUUUCUACUAUCCUGUAAGAUUUGAGGUCUUCAGUGAAAACAGUCGAGAGAAUUUAACCUAUGGAAGAAUCAAAAAUUCUUACCAGAACAAACUAAUUCUCUGUCCAAGACCUGUUGAAGACACGUGCAUCACUUUUAAGGGGAACUUCUCUUGGUUAAAGGGCAACAAUCUUCUUCCUGGCAAACAUGAAGCUCGCCUGAGGUUAGAAAACGCAUCAAAACACGAUGAGGGCAUCUACACCUGCAUAUGUACCUGGACACACAAUAACAAGGUGUACAACUCUUCUGGUUCCUGGAGACUUAUUGUUCCGGACCAAAUUGUCUAUAAGGUGGAAAUUGUCUCUCCAACCAACAAGGAGCAGUUGGUUGAUGAAGGCGACAGCAUCAAGCUGAACUGCACUGUUUACUGUGGGAUUAAUGCAAAAAGAGACUGCAUGGCAAUCUGGAGAAUUAAUGGAUCAUCAGUAAACCAGAUGGAAGGAUAUAAUGAAACCACAACAUUGAACUUUCGAACAGACACCUACUCCACAGCGAUCCUGACCAUUGAAAGAGUUUCUGCAAAAGAUUUCCAUUAUGAGUUUAAGUGUCACGGCGUAGGUUAUUAUGAAACAAACUCUUCAACUUUAACCCUCAAGCAAAGAGAGUCCAUCAUUCCCCUCAUUAUUGCAGGAGUGUGUGUGGUUCUGAUUGCCGUGUUUACUGCUAUGCUAGUGAAAUACUUUGCCAUUGACCUUGCUCUGUUGCUCAGGCCCUACCUCCCACCAGGAAGACGCAACAAAGAUACCAGGGUGUAUGACGCCUACGUGGUUUACCAGACACAGAGCUUAGACAAGGAGACAGAGGAAAAACUGAACAAAUUUGUCACAAAGACUCUGCCCUCAGUCCUUGAAGAGAAGUGUGGGUAUCGACUCUUCAUCCAGGGGAGAGAUGACAUACCUGGGGAAGAUCGUGUGGAGCUGGUGGAGAGAUGCAUCAAGCAGAGCAGGAGGCUGAUGGUCAUCCUAACACCUGGAACAGAAUCCGAGAUUAUGGGAAAUCCCACCUCAGACCAAACCUCGGUCACUGGAGGACUAGACUAUCAGGUUGGGCUUCACUAUGCACUGGUGCAGAGGGAGAUGAGUGUGAUUCUGAUUCAGCUUGGGGAGACCGGGCCACAAGGUUACACACACCUUCCUCCAGGCCUUCAGCAUCUAAUCCGUAAGAGCGCCCCCAUCAGGUGGCCGGAGGGCUCACAGAAAGUCUUCAAAUGGAACUCGCGCUUCUGGAAGAAAGUGCAAUACCUGAUGCCUACCAUACCCGCCCAAAAAUGUGAUUCAUCUUUUAUCAUCUGAAACCGCAGAGCUUUGUGGGGGACACUUUCACACAUAUAUAUAAAGCAUACAUGUUACAUUACAGAUUAAAGAUUAUGUAGGCCUUGUAGUUAUUUGCCACUCUUCUAUGUUCUAUGUCAGCUUCAUGAUGCUUUAUUUCACAUUUUAUUAUCAUUUCUCUGAGGCUACAGAAAAAGUUUUAUUGUGUGAUCCUGCAUCAUAUUAUGCAAUCAUACCUGUUUGGUUAUGAAGAUUAUUAUUAUAAUUGUCAAUUAUAAUUCAAUAAUACAUCAUUAAAAAUCAAAGGAUAGUUAUGACGAAAUUUAAUUCAAAUGGUUGUGACCACUGCGACAGACUGGCACCUUUCCAGGGUGUACCCCGCCU